Molecule: messenger RNA, 873 nt
Organism: Didymodactylos carnosus
Lineage: Eukaryota; Metazoa; Rotifera; Eurotatoria; Philodinida; Philodinidae
Source: the annotation of a GenBank genome assembly
AUGGCAAUGUCCUAUAUUAUAUUAGAUCCAAAUGAUAUUUCAGUUCAAACUAGUCCACCUGGCACAACAUUAACUACAAAUUCCUAUAAUAAUAUUCGAGCAACAACAAAUGAUGAUAUGGUGACACGAACGAAAAAAAUAUUUGUUGGAGGAUUAUCUGCUAACACAACAGUGGAUGAUGUUAAAAAAUAUUUCGAACAAUAUGGAAAAGUUGAGGAUGCAAUGUUAAUGUUUGAUAAAGCCACACAAAGACAUAGAGGAUUUGGCUUUGUCACAUUUGAAAAUGAAGAUGUUGUUGACAAAGUUGAAUGUAAAAAAGCACAACCAAAAGAAGUCAUGUAUGCACAACAAAUGGCAAAAGGAAAAGCUGCAUUACAGCGAGGAGCAUACGGUGAUCUCUUAAGUGCAUAUGUGUAUGGUUUAAACAGAAUGCCAGCAACCUAUGCCGCACCAAUUUAUCCAUUUUCACCUGGCCAGGCUGCUACUUCAUUUUAUCAACAUUAUUCAUAUCAGAGUGACGCUGCUCGAGCUCGUAAUCGUUUACCAGCCUAUUUUGCAGUUGGUAUUCCUGGUUCUCAAAUUAGUUAUAUUCCAGCAGGAGCCUUACAAACACCAACAUUAACACCUGGUGAACAACGUUAUUUUGAAUAUCCUAUAACAACUCAACAAUUACAACCUGGAAGAGCAGAUGCCAUGGCAUUAUCAAAUGCAAUACAUCGAGAAACAUUACUUCAAAGGAGUGCGAAUGGUACACUCGAUUUUUUUCCACCAGACGGAGCCACAUAUCUACAACCUACGAGUCCAACUUCAACAGGAAUACCCCUAGCUACAUCUCUGAUAGGAGCAUAUGCAAACGGUUUCCAUGGUCAUUAA